Jatropha curcas is the source of this 1527-nucleotide messenger RNA. RefSeq lists its product as uncharacterized. The record is from RefSeq and is a predicted model, not a curated record. NCBI's taxonomy places the organism in Eukaryota, Viridiplantae, Streptophyta, Magnoliopsida, Malpighiales, Euphorbiaceae.
GCAUCGCUCUUCUUUGGGCCACCGCCUGCAAACCCAGCAAACCUCACCUGAAUCCAUUAUUAAAACCUUCCCCACCACCAUAUUCCUCAGUUCUCAUUUCCCUUUCUUUUUUUCUCUCUAUACAUAUAGCUUUAAAUGGAUUUGUGGGUGUAAUAUUUGUGUCUUCUCAACACGUAUAAUAUUGGCUUGCAACUGGAUUUUUGCAGAGGAAAAGCUUGUAGCCAUGGAUAACUCUAAAGAAAAUGGAUUUGACGCUGAGUUUGAUUCCAGUUUGAGCUUCCCAGCUGAGUUCCCUUACGAGUUUGCCUCGUUCGGUUCUUCUUCUGAUGUUGGCUCUAGUGAGACGGAGAGCAGCGACGAGGAUGAUUUUCUAGCUGGCUUGGCUCGGCGCUUGACUCAGCAAAUCGGUGGUGAGCCUAUUAAGAAGAAGUGGGUCAUGGCCGGGUCACCCGAGUCGACACUUAGUGGAAUUGGGUGUUGGUCAGCUUCGAGCAACGGCAGCCCAAACGGCGAGUUGUCACCUCCAACGACCCCAUUUGCAGCAAAAAACGAUUCAUGGGAAUUAAUAUAUGAAGCUGCUGGUCGUAUUGAUAGGUUAAAGAUGAGCAAUGAAGGCGACAAGAACUGUAACUAUCAAGGAAGGGGAUUGCUGGGUUAUGCUGCAGGGAAAAUUCAGAUAACUGGGUUUUCCUCAAGCAAGAGUUCUGGUCACACUGUUCCGCACUUGAAUCAGUAUCAGAAUCAAGUUAGGCAAAACCAGGUGGUAAUGAAUCCCCAGCUGCAAGCUCAGCCCUGGCAAGGCCACCAAAUACGAAGCAGAGUGCAUCCCCUGGGUCUGCCACAGUCGGCUUGGCCAUCCCUUCAAGUUCAAUCAAAUCAGCACCAGAACCAACACCAUCAGCAAUCACACCACUCUAGUUCAUGCAAGAAAACUCCUUUUCUUGGUGGCUUUAGUGCGAAAAGAGAGUGUACUGGCACUGGCGUUUUCUUGCCUCGCAGAUAUGCGAAUUCUUCCGACUGUAACAAGAAAUCAGGCAAGGUUGUUCAGGCUCAAAAAUCUAACCUUGAGCACAUGAACAUACAGAAUCACGCCCUUAAUAGUGGAUUUGCGUCUCAUCAUGAUGCUAUGAUGGCGAGAAGAAAUGCUCUAAUGUCAAAGCAGAAAAGAAAUUUAAGCCAUGAGAGUGUGCUUAAUCAUGAAAUAGUUCUACCUCAAGAGUGGAUAUAUUGACCCAAGAUUCAUGUAUAAGGUAGAAGCAAGCAUACAGGCAGUAGAUCCAUAGGGUUUUAUGGAGUUUGGUUUUGCAAGAAGAAAACAGAAAAGGGUUCAGGAGUGGAUGUAAUUUACAGGAAAUAAAGGCAAUAAACCCUGGUUUUUUGGGAGAAGUUUGCAUCAGUUUGUUAAGAAGGAAAAUAGCUAGAAAAGCACAAAUAGAAGAAGGAUAUGUAUUUAAUUUAUUGUAAUGGUAACUAAUAAGAGGGUUAUGCCCUCAUUUUCUUAAUAUUAUUUAUUUUUUGGUUGUGAAA